Parnassius apollo (apollo) is the source of this 1473-nucleotide messenger RNA. Lineage: Eukaryota; Metazoa; Arthropoda; Insecta; Lepidoptera; Papilionidae. The record is from the annotation of a GenBank genome assembly.
AUGGCGCGAUGUCCCCAGCACGGGCCACGGUUGUACGUGGUGAUGGAGGCUGCAGGUGGCGGAGACCUAUGCGCCCACGUGCUGUCGAGUCGCGGUGGCGGUACGACGCGAGGCUUGCCGGAAGGAAGGGCGCGAGCAUUAGCAGCGCAGCUGGUUUCUGCAGUGAAGCACAUGCAUGCCAGAGGCGUUGUGCAUAGAGAUCUAAAAAUGGAGAAUAUCAUGCUGGACAGUACAAAACAGUUUAUCAAAAUUGUUGAUUUCGGCCUGUCUAAUGUGUGGCAUGCAAGCGGCGCUCUCCGUACACCGUGCGGCUCACUGGAGUACGCUGCGCCGGAGUUGUUUGUGGACGGACGUCGAUAUGGACCUGAAGUGGAUCUCUGGAGCAUCGGCGUGAUUGUGUACGGAAUGGUAACUGGCAGUUUACCGUUUACUGAUGCAGAGAAGGAGGGCCAGUCCCGACCGCAGCUCCGCGCCGCCAUAGCUCGGGGAUUCACCAGAAAACAACGCACGGCGUUGGCUUGCGUAUCCAGUGAAUGUAAGACGUUUAUUCAGCAUCUGCUUGAACCCAACGUAGAACUGAGGAAUGAAGAUAGAGGAAGCCGCAAGGCACCGCUGGAUAAGAAAACCUGGAAUGAGGAUGAAAACACAUCCUCUUGCCGCUCCAGAGGCCAAAGUCAAUCGCGAGUAUCCGAGCUCUGCGGUCAAACGAAAAUUGACGUAAUCACACAAAUAAAAGCUGACCCUUUUGGUCCGAUAGCGGGCAUAUACAAUAUAAAGACCCACUUGCACCAAAUGCACGCAGUCGCCGGCACCGACAUGCUCUGGUCCACAAACACAGUCGAGCCUGCACCAGUAACGCCUCCAGAGUACAGAGCUAAGACUGAACAAGAGGCUACCACCAGUAACAGAAGAUUUAUCACCACUCCAUCGCCUUCACGGGCUUCUAAAAGUCCAAAUAGGAGAAUGUCAACAGUGCCUCUCAAACCGCCUGACCCGAAACUAUGCAUGGUUGGACCCAGACCUAACGGAACUGUAGUUAAGAAAUCUCUAAUUAGUGAGAAUACGAGAGAAGUUUCGAGACCAAAUUUAGACGAAGGGAAGGUUGUAGAAAAACAGAAAACGUGUAACGAACCAAAGAAAUAUCAAACGAAUCAAAGUCCAAGAAGAGGGAGUCUAUCGCAUUAUGUAUCAAAGAAGUCAAUUGCAGUGUACGAUAGUGGGGACUGUACAUUAAGUUCUAGGUUACCGAGAAUCAACGAACAUUCCAAUACAGAUCUAAGCGACACUAAAAUAAAGUCGAGAGGGUUCUCGAGAUCUCCCAGCGUACGGAAAUACAACAUUCAAAGCGAAAGAAUUAACAGCUAUACAAACAGCGGUGGUGAAUUCAAGAGAUCACAGUUUUACAGAAAAGCAGGGGACGGAUUACCAAGGCAAGUAUUAAGAAGAAGUUAUUUAAUAAAGAUUAAUAUCUAA